Messenger RNA from Ruditapes philippinarum (Manila clam), 3669 nucleotides. Its product is annotated as myotubularin-related protein 2-like. Gene Ontology annotation, molecular function: phosphatidylinositol-3,5-bisphosphate 3-phosphatase activity. The record is from RefSeq and is a predicted model, not a curated record. The transcript is spliced from 16 exons. Gene Ontology annotation, biological process: dephosphorylation. The coding region runs from base 70 to 2046 and encodes 658 amino acids. Lineage: Eukaryota; Metazoa; Mollusca; Bivalvia; Venerida; Veneridae.
AAAGAUAAACCCGGAAGUGAAACUUCCAAAUAAGAAAUAAAUAUGAUUUGCAAAUUAAUGUAAAAGAAUAUGGAUAAGAAAUAUAAAAGCGACCCUUAUGAUACAAGCCAAAGAAACCCACAAAGACUAAGACAAACAACUGCAAGUAUGGAUUCCAUAAGUAACUCCGUUUCAGAACAAUCAGCCUCAUUUCCCAUGAACGACUCGUCGAGUGAAAAAGAUACUGGAUCGCCUUCAAAGUCGCUUUGCUCCUCUGCUUCCUCGUCAUCAGAAAAUGUUCAAGCACACGAAAUGAGAGUCUUCAAAGAAAACUUAAAGCAUAACAGCCAGUCUGAUGAACCCCCUAUGUUGGAUGGAGAAAAACAACAGGAAUCAACAUGGAGAGAGGUGACCUACCUAUGUCCUUAUAGUGACUUCAUCAAAGGAAAUUUAACCAUCACCAAUUACAAGCUUUACUUUAAGAGCACAGAUAGGGAACCUCCAUUUACACUUGAUGUACCCCUUGGUGUAAUCAGCCGUGUAGAAAAGAUAGGGGGCGUUUCCAGCAGGGGAGAAAACUCCUACUGUAUUGAUCUAACAUGUAAAGAUAUGAGGAAUUUGAGGUUUGCGCACAGACAGGAGAAUCAUUCAAGACGUCUCGUCUAUGAGAAAAUACUUCAGUUUGCUUUCCCAUUAAGUAAUAAACAGCAACUUUUUGCCUUUGAUUUUAAAGAGGAUUAUGGAAUAAAUGGAUGGACAGUGUAUGACCACGAGGCAGAAUUUAAGAGACAGGGCGUACCCAAUGAUAACUGGAGAAUCAGCCGGAUGAACGAGAAGUACGAUGUAAUAGACACAUAUCCUAGUCUGAUGGCAGUUCCAAAGCAAGCUUCUGAUGAUUUUUUGAAGCAAGUGGCAACAUUUAGAUCUCGCGGCAGGAUGCCGGUAUUAUCAUGGAUUCAUCCCAAAAGUCAGGCAACAAUCACCCGUUCUAGUCAGCCAUUGAUUGGCGUGGCUGGUAAGCGAAACAAGGACGACGAGAUGUACGUACAGAUGAUUAUGGAUGCCAACGCCCACUCAAAUAAACUGUAUAUCAUGGACGCGAGACCCAGUAUGAAUGCAGUCGCUAAUAAGGCAAGAGGCGGUGGUUUUGAGAGUGAAGAUGCAUACACAGGGGCAGAAGUUGUCUUCCUUGAUAUUCACAAUAUACAUGUGAUGAGAGAAAGUUUAAGAAAGUUGAAAGAUGUAGUGUUCCCAACUAUAGAUGAUUCAAAGUGGUUAAGUAACAUAGAAUCAACACAUUGGUUAGAUCAUAUCAAGCAAAUCCUGGCAGGAGCUGUGAAAGUGGCUGACAAAGUUGAGAACAAUAAGACGUCCGUGUUGGUACACUGUAGCGAUGGCUGGGAUCGUACCGCACAACUGACAGCACUGUCCAUGAUCAUGUUAGAUCCUUACUACAGGACCAUCAAAGGGUUUGAGGUCCUUCUUGAGAAAGAAUGGCUUAGCUUUGGACACAAGUUUGCUCAGAGGGUUGGACAUGGUGAAGACAAACAUUCUGAUGCUGAUAGAUCUCCAGUCUUCCUACAGUUUAUUGACUGUGUUUGGCAAAUGACAAAACAGUUUCCAAAUGCAUUUGAGUUUAAUGAGCACUUCCUGAUUACAAUCUUGGACAAUCUGUAUAAUUGUUUGUUUGGAACUUUCCUGUGUAACUCCGAGGCGCAGAGAUUUAAAGAAUUGAAGGUAAAGGAGAACACACAGUCUCUAUGGUCAUUUGUUAACUGUCAGAUUGACGAGUUCAUGAACCCUUUGUAUGCAGAAUAUCUACAUAAACAUGUGCUGUUCCCAGUAGCCAGUCUACGACGUAUCGAGAUCUGGACUGGUUACUACUGUAGAUGGAAUCCCAGAAUGAGACCUCAGGAACCAAUACAUCUCAGAAAUCGUGAACUUCUAGUAUUACGGGCCCAACUACAACAGAAAGUAGAAGAAUUACAAAAAGAACUUGAGAUAAAGAACUCUCGUGGAAUUUUACAGAGUUCCCCGCCCAGAAUGUCCUCUCCAGUGAACGUUUAGUAGUAUUUUAUAGGUUCAUACAGACAAUUAGUAUACAAAUGAUGAAGAGGGCCAGUUUCCUAAAACAGAACAAUUUCACAUAUGGAGCAAAAUAUGAAUUCAGCAUGAAAAGUCUAAAUGUCAUUCAUUGGAGGAUAUAUUCAGAGCUACAAAAAUAAAACAUUUAUUGAAAGGACUUGCUAAAAACUGAAAAUUUAGCAAAAAUUUUGUCAAUUUUGUUCCCCAAAUUUUAUCAUCUUUAUGUGUCAAUUUAGUAUUUAGAAUAAGUCAAAUUCGUUUUUACUAAUAAUAACUUGCAGAUAAUUGUUUUCUGAUAAUAUGAUAUGCAUAAGUCUGUGACCAUGAACUAUUGUGGUCUUGACUUUAAAUUUGUGAAUUGUCUAUUUCUGAAAAAAAAUGCAAAUAAUGUAAUGCAAAAAUAAUCUUGGAGGAGACAAAAAUAAUAUUUUGUUAGAUCUUAACUUUGUGGAUUGACAAAAAAUAAUCUGGUAGGGAAAAAAUAAUUAUUAUUUUUUAUGUAUGACUGGAUACUAACAAGGACUUCAAAUUUAGGAAGCACUUGAGUGUUUUAGUUUCAAAACAUUUCUUUGAAUUUGUCAGUAUUGACAGAUGGUCAUCAGAAACAUGGCGUGAUAUGAGUGAGAAAAUUUACAUUGUUCAUUUCGGACAGUGGCUUUAAUCAUGGCUUAUACAGUCGGGAGAUGUUUUCUGACAAUGUGACAUUCUCAUAUUGAAGGAUUUUAUUAUCAGUUAUAAAACUCUUCUAGUGAAAGAUAUUUUGAGACAUGAGCUUCCUUCAUAACACAUGUGACAAAAUCAGUAUUUCUGACAUUUGUGCACUAUUGGUCAAACUAUGACCUUUGUGCACUAUUGGCCGAGCUAUGAUCUUUGUGACCCGUUCUGCAUUGUUGUCAGCAGUGGUGCUGUAAAGGUUUAAAAAGAUGCAAUAUACAGUGAACGUUUGUUUAAAUGUUAUUAUAGUAUAAUUUAUAUGUAGUCAGUUUGUUAAAUAAACAAAACCACACAAAAAAAUGUAAAAUUAGCAAUGGCAAUAGGCCCUUACAUUUGUAUUUAUUUAUAUUUUUGUGCCUAAUGAGGGUCCAACACCACUAAAAGGUAAAUGGCACUUAAAAAGAGUACAGACCCCUAAAUUUUGCAUAAUUGUGUUGCUAAUCUUUAUUUUCAUCCUUGUUAAUGAAAUACAUGUGGAGACUGUUGUAAGUCCUUUUUAGCUCGACUAUUCGAUAAGAAUAAGUAGAGCUAUUGCAGUCACCCGAGCGUCGGCGUCGGCGUAACCACUUAUGUUAAAGUUUUUGUAAUAGUUCAAAUAUUUUCAAAGUCCAUAGACAUAUGGCUUUGAAACUUUGCACACUUGUUCACCAUCAUGACCCCAACCUGUAGACAGGAGGAGGUAACUCUAUCAAGCAUUUUGACAGAAUUAUGCCCCUUUUUCGACUUAGAAUUUACGUUAAAGUUUUUGUAAUAGUUCAAAUAUUUUCAAAGUCCAUUGACAUAUGGCUUUGAAACUUUGCACACUUGUUCACCAUCAUGACCCCAACCUGUAGACAAGAGGAGGUAACUCUAUCAAGCAUUUUGACAGAAUUAUGCCCCUUUUUCGACUUA